This is a messenger RNA of Triplophysa dalaica, 1942 nucleotides long. It is a transcript of the gene pax8, whose product is annotated as paired box 8. Lineage: Eukaryota; Metazoa; Chordata; Actinopteri; Cypriniformes; Nemacheilidae. Gene Ontology annotation, molecular function: DNA-binding transcription factor activity, RNA polymerase II-specific; RNA polymerase II cis-regulatory region sequence-specific DNA binding. Gene Ontology annotation, biological process: regulation of transcription by RNA polymerase II; anatomical structure development. The record is from RefSeq and is a predicted model, not a curated record. The transcript is spliced from 12 exons. The coding region runs from base 229 to 1563 and encodes 444 amino acids.
CGUAAACAGAACAAACUCUCUCAUUCAUCUCAAGUUCUGAAUAUUCACUAUUACAGGCCUAGCUGACACUGCGCCGUUGGAUAAAAGCCGUCGGAUAUUUACAGCUGUUUUUCUGCAGAAGGGAAUAAAACGCAGGAAUAUUUUCGCUCCACACAACAAAUGGACUAAAACUGCAAAUUAAGUGAGAGUGGACGCCAGGACAUCAAGAAAGCAAGACUUCUCCGAGCAAUGUCCAACACAACAGGGCGAGGUCAUGGGGGUCUUAAUCAACUAGGUGGCAUGUUUGUGAAUGGACGGCCGCUUCCGGAAGUCAUCCGGCAGAGGAUUGUGGACAUGGCACACCAGGGUGUGCGACCCUGUGACAUCUCCCGCCAGCUUAGGGUCAGUCACGGCUGCGUCAGUAAGAUCCUGGGCAGGUACUACGAGACCGGCAGCAUUAAACCAGGAGUCAUUGGGGGAUCAAAGCCUAAAGUUGCAACUCCAAAAGUAGUGGAGAAGAUAGCAGACUACAAACGCCAGAACCCCACGAUGUUUGCGUGGGAAAUCAGAGACAGACUUCUGGCAGAGGGCGUCUGUGACGGGGACACUGUACCCAGCGUCAGCUCUAUCAACAGAAUUAUUCGGACAAAAGUUCAGCAGCCUUUUAAUCUUCCUCUGGACACUAAAGGUCUGAGUCCUGGACACACACUGAUUCCCAGUUCAGCCGUAACCCCUCCAGAAUCUCCCCAGUCAGAUUCUCUGGGCUCCACCUACUCCAUCAGCGGCCUGCUGGGCAUACCGCAGACCAACAGCGACGGAAAGAGAAGCCAUGAUGACAGUGACCAGGAGAGCUGUCGGCACAGCGUGGAUUCACAGGGCAGCAGCGGUGCUCCCAGAAAACAGUUAAGAACUGACCACUUUCCCUCUCAGCAUCUGGACUGCGGCUUUGAACGGCACCACUACAAUUCCGACGUAGGCGGGAAGACAGAACAGUCGCUGUACCCCUUCUCGCUCAUCAACGCCGGUUUGGAUGAUGGUAAAAAUCGAAACCUGACAACACAUCAAGGUUAUGCGGUGGUCGCAGAACCCCUACAGCCCCUCCCACUUUGUCUGAAACAGGAAAUGUCACCCGAGUUGAACGGCUCGAGCCCCUCCCCCAACAUCAUGGCUAAUUCCGCUUUCCUGGAUCUCACUUCCAUUUCCGCUCCCUCGUCAGUCUCCAUCGGUGCCAGCUGCACUGGUUCCGCUCAUUUAUCUCAUGGCUUCAACUCAUUGUCCCAUCAUGGCCCUGUGCACGGGCAGUUCAGCAGCUCGCCCUUCAUCGCAGGACGAGAUGUGACGAGCUCAAUGCUGCCCGGCUACCCACCACACAUUCCCUCUGCUGCUCAGACGGGGUUCUCGGCGUCCACCAUCACGGGGAUGGUCACAGGUCCAGAGUACACGGGCCAGAGCUACAGUCACCCAUCAUACACCUCCUACAGUGACGCGUGGAGAUUCACCAACUCAACUAUUUUAGGUUCUCCAUAUUACUACAGCUCUGCCUCGAGAGCCGCGCCUCCGUCCACCGCAUACGACCAUCUCUAGUGACAGAAAACCGCUUCAAACCCAAGAAGAAAAGAAAGACAUUUAGUUUUUUACAAUGGAAUGAAGAAAAGAAAUCAUAAGGCGUGUGAAGCAAGCGAGCAUAUUCACGGACGAUACCUUUUGUUGCCUGUAAAAAUAUUUAUUUUCUGUGUUCAGAGCCGGUUUGAAGGCGAUUUGCAAACCACACAAGUUUACAUUUUGAUCAAGUAGACAAAUCCCAGUCACUGAGUAUUUAUAGUUCUGAUAGCCAAAGACUGUAGCAAAUUGUUUUAUACAUUCAUGGACAGACGUGUUAUUUUUAUCACAGAUUAUGUUUAGCAAGUGUCACACUAACCCUGAAUAAAUAACCAAUACAAAAUAAAACCAUUCUUCAAAAUCA